AUGGAGGGAGCCAGGAAUGGGACAUACGGAGAUACAAGGCCAACGGGAAAACCUUCACCCCUCAUCGGCGAGAAACCGGAACGUCCCAACAAAGAGCCAUGCAGUUCAAGCGAGGAGUCAGACUUCUACGAGGAAAUAGAUGUCAGCUGCACUACCGACAGCAUGGACUACCCGGACAAGCAAGGCAAACAUGUUGAAGUUCCAAACCACAACAUCGAGAAUGGCUUGAAGAUGAACACAAGCCCGAACGCACUGGCUUACGGAGCCGACCAGAUGCGACGAUACCGCACAGCCUUCACGCGGGAGCAGAUCGGGCGAUUGGAAAAAGAAUUCUACCGAGAGAAUUAUGUCUCAAGACCACGGAGAUGCGAGCUCGCAGCUUCUUUGAAUCUACCGGAGACUACAAUCAAAGUUUGGUUCCAGAACCGCAGGAUGAAGGACAAGCGGCAGCGUCUCGCUAUGACGUGGCCACACCCGGCUGACCCAGCCUUCUACACAUAUAUGAUGGGCCAUGCUGCAACCGCCGGAAAUCUGCCUUACCCGUUCCCAUCGCACCUGCCCCUUCCCUACUACUCACCCAUCGGCGGAAUGGGUGCGACCGCAGCCUCCGCCACAUCUCCGUUCGCCAAUCCCCUGCGCUCGCUGGACAGUUUUCGGGUUCUCGCUCACCCCUACCCUCGACCAGAGCUGUUCUGUUUCCGUCACCCAGCAGUCUACUCCAGCCCGGGAGCAAGCCAUGGACUCGGUCCUGCAGAGACCCCCUGCUCUUGUCUGGCGUGUCAUGGCACCAGCGGACAAACCAACGGGCUUCAACAGCGGCCUCGCAGCCUGGACUUCACAUGCUCCGCUGCAAGCAGGACUGACACAUUCCUAACAUUCUCCCCUGCAGUUCUGAGCAAGUCGACAUCCGUUUCUUUGGACCAGAGAGAGGAAGUGCCUCUGACAAGAUAA
Clupea harengus (Atlantic herring) is the source of this 951-nucleotide messenger RNA. RefSeq names its product even-skipped homeobox 1 (gene evx1). Gene Ontology annotation, biological process: regulation of transcription by RNA polymerase II. Gene Ontology annotation, cellular component: nucleus. The record is from RefSeq and is a predicted model, not a curated record. Gene Ontology annotation, molecular function: DNA-binding transcription factor activity, RNA polymerase II-specific; RNA polymerase II cis-regulatory region sequence-specific DNA binding. Lineage: Eukaryota; Metazoa; Chordata; Actinopteri; Clupeiformes; Clupeidae.